Messenger RNA from Closterium sp. Yama58-4, 330 nucleotides. The record is from the annotation of a GenBank genome assembly. NCBI's taxonomy places the organism in Eukaryota, Viridiplantae, Streptophyta, Zygnematophyceae, Desmidiales, Closteriaceae.
AUGGUGGCGGUUGGGGACUGCAUGUCGCACGUGGCGACAGUUCUGGAGCAGCUGCAUGAAGGCUUGGUGGCGCGGAACUCUGUUCUCCGCGAUCCUCAGCUGACGGAGCCCCAGCAGGGAGUUGUGCGGGCGGCCGCGGCGCAGGGUCUCUGGCGUCUUCUCCGCUUGCCCCUGGAGUCCGAGUUCCCCCAUCAGGACGAAGGGCCUGGCGCGCAGGCCUUCCGACAGGUUGCCAAGGCUGCCGAGGAGUCCCCCCUUCAGCUCGUGCCCGUGCUCGCAGAUCUCUUGCGCUGGCUCCGCCAGCGUUUCUACGUGUUGAACCGCGUGUAG